Messenger RNA from Yamadazyma tenuis ATCC 10573, 1241 nucleotides. NCBI's taxonomy places the organism in Eukaryota, Fungi, Ascomycota, Pichiomycetes, Serinales, Debaryomycetaceae. The record is from RefSeq and is a predicted model, not a curated record.
CACUUCACCAAUGUUCAAAAGUACCAUCCAAAGAUCCAUCCACACUUCUAUUAGAAGAUUGGCCAAGAACGACACGUCCACAAUCGACUCGUUCCGUUUGCCAUCCCAAACCUCCAUUUCUGAAUGGGAAUUCAAGUACGACUUUGUUCCCAAGGUAUCCGAGCCCAAGAUCCCUCCCAUCAGUGAGGAUGCCAUUAAACAGGACGUUGCUCAUGAAAGAAAAAAGUCCGUAGAACAAGAAAUGAUCAAUGAAGAAGCGACGACCUCCAUCAAGGUCGAAGGAAACUCAGCUGCUGUUUUUCAUGGAGGUGAAUCGGUAGCUGCCGAACCCGAGUUGUUACACGAUAGAGGCUCCAAGCCCAUUAAAAUCACCAAUGGUGGUAGGGGAACCGUUAAGGCUUCUAAGCCUGCUAACAGGGACCAGUAUAUCCAGAGCUCUGCCAACCCCAACUUGAACAAGGGAGAAGUUAGCAGUUUGGGAGAUAGUGUGGUUGACCACAAACAAGAGGAGGUCAAGCCAUCAGCAGUUAUUGAUGAUUUAGACCACGACAAUUUGCACAAUGAGGGCCAGAAGAUGAACCCGGGGUCCGGAAGCAAUAAUGUAUUGGUGACCUUGGGAAUUUUUGGUUUGGGAGCAGGAAGUUACUAUUAUUACAACAACCUGAAGAAGGCAAAAGCCUAGUGAAUAGCACAUAAACAAUAGAUAUUUAUUCAGAGAGCAAAAAGUAAAGAAUGGUUGCAUUAUCUAUGGUUUAUAUAUACAAGAAAUAAAUAUGGAUGCUAUUAAUAUUGACGAGAGGCUUCUUGACAGGCCUUCAAUUGCUGCAAGUAGAAGUUGCAGAUUUGCAUGUUACCACCGUUGUCUUCCAAACACUGGGUGAAGUUUCUGGCGUCGGCGUCACAAUGCUUAGCUUGUUCUUGGUAGUUUUGCAGUUGUUGUUGGGUCAAUUGUUGGUCUUGGUAUUGAUCAACGGGCUGAGAAGACGAGCCUCCAAAAAUCCCGCUCAAACCAGCACCAAUGGUGUGGCCAACGGCAGAACCAACGGCAACACCAGCAGCGGUUGAGGCCAUUUGACCAAACAAACCUGGCUGUCUCUGCUGAGGUUGAGAGGCAGGGUGGGCAGCCGAAUGUUGUUGAGGAUACGAAGCGGUGUGAGCCGAUCUAGUUUGGGUUCUAGCUGGGGCGGUUCUUCUUUGUCUAGCCAUUUUAAUUACUGGUUUUGUAAUGGAUAAUGAAUUAA